AUGAAGCUUCUUGUGUGUGUAUUAGUGUUCGCGGCCUUGUCUGCAGCUGAGGAGAAGGUGGAGAAACACGCGGUAGACAAUUUUGAGGAUAAGGCUGAAGAAGACAAACAACCCGAGAAGCGAGGACUUGGAGGUUUCGGAGGUCACGACUUCGGAGGUCAAGACUACGGAAGGCAUGACUUCGGAGGAGGCGGUUAUGCAGACUUCGGUGAGGAUGACCACCGUCACGAAGUGAAGACCAUCACCGUCACCAAGGAAGUUCCGGUGCCCUACCCAGUAACAGUCGAGAAGAAGGUUCCAUACCCCGUGAAGGUUCCUGUGGACAGACCAUACCCGGUACAUGUACCCAAACCCUACCCAGUCACUGUAGAGAAGCGUGUGCCUUACCCAGUCAAGGAGUACGUACCUCAGCCCUACCCAGUUGUGAAGAAAGUCCCGUACCCUGUGAAGGUCCCAGUUGAUCGACCCUACCCCGUGCACGUCCCUAAGCCGUACCCUGUCUACGUGGAGAAGAAGAUCCCCUACCCUGUAGAGAAACACGUGCCCUACCCUGUAAAGGUGCCAGUGGAUCGCCCAUACCCCGUGCACGUUCCUGUUGUAAAACACGUGCCUUACCCGGUCGAGAAGAAGGUGCCGUACCCGGUGAAGGUACCAGUGGAGAAACCAGUUCCCUACCCAGUGCCUAAACCCUACCCCGUGUACGUGGAGAAGAAAGUGCCUUAUCCCGUAGAGAAGCCAGUGCCGUACCCUGUCAAAGUUCCUGUCCACAUUCCAAUCCAUGUGCACGAGCCCAAACAUGGCAGCUACAGCCAUUAUGAGACGUCCUCAAGCCAUUCUGGAUACUAA
Homalodisca vitripennis (glassy-winged sharpshooter) is the source of this 846-nucleotide messenger RNA. RefSeq names its product tetra-peptide repeat homeobox protein 1-like. Bases 1 to 846 code for a protein of 281 amino acids. Lineage: Eukaryota; Metazoa; Arthropoda; Insecta; Hemiptera; Cicadellidae. The transcript has a single exon. The record is from RefSeq and is a predicted model, not a curated record.